Messenger RNA from Meira miltonrushii, 1633 nucleotides. RefSeq names its product Clavaminate synthase-like protein. The transcript has a single exon. The record is from RefSeq and is a predicted model, not a curated record. NCBI's taxonomy places the organism in Eukaryota, Fungi, Basidiomycota, Exobasidiomycetes, Exobasidiales, Brachybasidiaceae. The coding region runs from base 8 to 1399 and encodes 463 amino acids. Gene Ontology annotation, molecular function: oxidoreductase activity.
AUCAAAAAUGUCCGUUGCUACUCAAGAACCAAGAAAUAAUCUUCCAAUCGCUUCAAUCGGUCUUCAUUCAUCAAAUGACUUUAGAGCCGGUCAAGCAAGCUAUCAAAGAUCCUUGGAGAUUCCAAAUGGUAAUGCAACGCAGCCAAUCGUAGUCGAUUUCCCACACAUCCUAGAGCCACAAGCGCAAGGUGAUCAAUCAUUGAGCUCAUUCUUAGCUUCCGCAGAGAAGCUGUCAAUUCAACCAAGCACGAAUGCUAUAAGCUCAAAUGCACCAUUGCAAGAUCAAUCUGAGCUACGUAAAAUACUCACAGCUUCAGGAGGUGUAGUCCAAUUCCGCAACACACCUCUACGCACAGCCAAUGAUUUUUCAGCUUUCAUGCAUACCCUAGCAAAAGGCACAGGCUGGCAACCACAUGUUGACAGAGGAUUGAUGGUGCUUAGACGUCCUCAUGCAGAUAAUGUAGCAACAGCCAAUGAAGGACCUCCAACACAAGAAAUUGGCUCGCAUAACGAAUAUGGUCUAUCAUCUCAUUAUCCUUCCUACAUCGCCUUCUUUUGCCUCUCAGCUCCCGAAAAGGGUGGACAAACGCCAAUCGCAUCGAGUUUGCGUUUGCAUAACCGCUUCGAUACGGAAUUGAAUGACUAUUUACUAACGAUUACCAAGCAAGGUAUCGCUUUUGCCAUUCAUCAUCCACGGGGAAACGUGGAGAAUCACAUUGGAGGAAACAGCGUAUUCAAUGAAAAUGCAUUCGGUCCUCAAGAUAAAAAUGUUCAAAUUCAAAAUUUAUCAGAAUCGGAAAAACGCUCAAUCGUUGAAGAAAAUGUCAAAGCAUUGGCCCGUGAAGGAGGUUGGGAUGAAAAUGCAUCAGAAGAAGAUGAAAAUGUACCGGUUUGGAAGCGAAAGGGAUACUCAGGUCAUUGGAUGCCGGAUGGUAGCUUCCUUGUCGUUCAACGAACGCCGGGCGUACGCAAACAUCCAAUCUUCAAAGUACCUUCUUACUUUACCAAUGUUCAUACUCGAUUUGUCUAUGCAGGGUUACAUAAACCAGAUGAGGAAAAACGCCAGGAUGAACAAGAAGCAUCCGCAUGGCGAACCAAUCUACUGGAAUUUGUUGAAGCUCAACAGAAGAAUCAAACACUCAAGCCUCCUGUUCAGCUGCCGCCAUACCUCGUUGGCUCACAUCCAAGGGAAGAUGAUUUCCCAUUCUCAGAGCACUGGAUUCGGGAAAAUUUGCGUAUUACUUCGGAAGAACAGGUCAAUGUAGAAUGGAGUGUGGGCGAUGUCUUAUUGAUCGAUAAUCUUGCCGUUCAGCAUGGCCGAAAGCCUUGGGAAGGGGACAGGCGACUACUAGCGAGCUUAUGGGAUUCACCAUUCAUUCAACAAGCUUCUCGAGUGUAAUAGAAAUGUGGUUGUAUGCUAUUCAUGCGUCGUUACGCUCUUUAGCUUGCGUUUUCAACGCCUUCUUUCGAUCUCGAGCACGUUGAGAAGACUUUCGCAUUUUCUCUAAGUUCUUUUCGUAUUUCCCAAGUUCUUCAGCUUGUUCUGGAGUUAGUGUACCUUCUUUCUUGUACGUACGAACCUGCUUUAUUCUUUCUUUUUGUGCUACUCGCCAUCGUCUUCUUGCGUUUCGAU